Cutaneotrichosporon cavernicola is the source of this 1581-nucleotide messenger RNA. RefSeq lists its product as uncharacterized. Gene Ontology annotation, molecular function: acetolactate synthase activity; flavin adenine dinucleotide binding; magnesium ion binding. NCBI's taxonomy places the organism in Eukaryota, Fungi, Basidiomycota, Tremellomycetes, Trichosporonales, Trichosporonaceae. Bases 1 to 1581 code for a protein of 526 amino acids. The record is from RefSeq and is a predicted model, not a curated record. The transcript has a single exon.
AUGUCGAAACAAGGCUCCACAGUCCUCGAAUCGACGUUUGCUAUCCUGCGCGCCCACGGCAUGAAGAUCAUGUUCGGCAACCCAGGAAGCAACGAGCUGCCAUUCCUGGCUGGCAUGCCGGACGACUUUGAUUACGUCUUGGGUCUGCAUGAGGGCGCCGUAGUCGGCAUGGCGGAUGGCUAUGCCCAGGCGUCGGGACAACCUGUAUUUGUGAGCUUGCACGCGGCAAGUGGGAGCGGGAACGCCAUGGGGGCCCUUACGAACGCGCGGUACUCGCACUCGCCGCUCGUGAUGCUUGCGGGCCAACAGAUCCGCCGCACUGUCGGGCAAGAGGUCAUGCUCAGCAAUGUUGACGCGGCGUUACUUCCGCGUCCGCUGGUAAAAUACUCUCACGAGCCACUGUCACCACAAGACGUGCCGCGCUCAGUCACCCAAGCGAUCCUUGAAGCGACAACAGAACCAAAGGGACCUGUCUACCUCUCGGUUCCUUAUGACGACUGGAAGGAGCCGGCACUCGCGGACGAUGUCCACCUCCCUACGCGACGUGUGCGUACGGCUGGAGGCCUGUCUCCAGAUCUCCUCGCCGAACUGGUGGGCCGAGUCGACUCGGCUCAGAACCCGGUCUUGAUCCUCGGACCAGACGCGGACGGGUCACAGGAAGCAUCCGUUGCGCUCGCGGAGCACCUUGGCUGUCCGGUGUGGGUGGCGCCAAGUCCUUGCCGCGCCCCGUUCCCAACGGCCCACGGGUUAUUCGCCGGCAUCCUGCCCGCAGGGAUGGAGAGCGUGCGUGCACGCUUACAAGGACAUGACGCCGUCCUCGUCGUCGGUGCUCCAGUGAUGCGUUACCACAAGUGGGAACCCAGCGCGUAUCUCAGUGGUUCACCUGACGUGAUCCACCUUACGUCCGACCCGUCAGAGGCGACGCGGGCGCCGUACGGUGACGCCGUGAUCGCUUCCAUUGGGCCUGCCCUCCGCGCUCUGGCAGACAACGUAAAGGACCGCGGUAAGGGGCCCUUUGCCCCGCGCGAUAUCGUCCCAGCAACUAGGGGAGACGGUGGGAUGACAGGCGAGCAAGUCCUGGACGUGCUCAAUGCACACACCCACGAGGGUAUCAGCUACGUCAACGAGACCACAACCCUCGAUGCGGUCUGGAUGUCGCGCGUAGCUCUCACGCGACCGGGUCAGUACCACUUUCCCGCUUCGGGCGGCCUUGGCUUUGGUCUCCCUGCAGCUGUUGGCAUUGCACUAGCGCGUCCCGACUUCACAGUCGUUGCAACUGUCGGUGACGGCAGUGCAAACUACGGCAUUACUGCGCUGUGGACUGCCGCACAGCGCCGGACACGCGUCGUGUUUGUCAUCGUCAACAAUGGGACAUAUGGAGCCCUCCGCCGUUUCGCCGCAGCUAUGAACGCAACCAACUCGCCGGGGCUCGACGUGCCUGGCAUUGACUUUGUGCAGCUCGCACACGGAUAUGGCGUGCCGGCGUCGCGGACCACCAACAGGGACGAGUUCGAGAAGGCGUACAAGGACGCUCUAGAGGCCGAGGGCCCAGUGUUGAUUGAUGCGCGAGUUCUACCAUAG